AUGAACUGUAUAUAUAUAAAUAAUAAUCCUAAUAAAAAUAAUAAAAUAAUAUCAAAUGAUAAACCAUUGUAUAAUAAUAAUAAUAAUAAAAAUGAUAGUGACAAUAAUUUUAUAAAAGAAACUUUUAUGGAAUGUGUAGAAUGUGGUCUUUUUGAAGAAUUUAACGAAAUGGAUUUUGCCAAUGUCAAAAAUAUAUUAAAUUGUCUAGAGUGUUUCUAUCCAAAGUAUAAUCAUGAAGAAGUAAUGGUUGCAUCUGCAGUUUUAUGUUGGGUAUCUCUUUUUGAAGAAUUAUUGGAAGACAAUCAAACCAAUCAAGAACAACAACAAAUCCUAAUUAAAAAAUACAAAGAUAUACUCAUUGCUGGUAAAAAUAGUCUAUAUAUUAGAGAUACAGAGUAUAAUAAUUUAACACCAUUGGAAAAGUAUUCAUUAGUAAUUAGAUUUAGACUAUUAAAACCAACAUCACAAAAAAGAAAUGAAAUGAUAUUCGAUAUCUUUAUUCAUUGCCUUAAUGAAUGGUUUCAUUCAAUAACCACUAAAACCAAAAGCGAUAGUGUAACCGUUGGUAUAUAUUUUUUAAUUGCUAUAAAUAGUUCCACUACAGAUCCAUUAAAUAUAUCCUAUGAUGAUGUAUAUAACUCUUUUCUUUUUUAA
This is a messenger RNA of Dictyostelium purpureum, 654 nucleotides long. RefSeq lists its product as uncharacterized. The record is from RefSeq and is a predicted model, not a curated record. The coding region runs from base 1 to 654 and encodes 217 amino acids. Lineage: Eukaryota; Evosea; Eumycetozoa; Dictyosteliales; Dictyosteliaceae. The transcript has a single exon. Gene Ontology annotation, molecular function: terpene synthase activity.